AUGGCACUUCGGCUGAGCGCCGAAAACCUGGCGGCCCUUGAGGCCGAGGACCCGGCAGUGGCCUCGCCACUUGCAGCGACACCGCCCACCAGUCCACCAGGCAGCUUCGUCCUGAAGAAGGACCUCGGCAGCUUCAAAGAUGUGGACGUGGAUGCGGAUGUAAGCACGGCGCCCAGCAGUCCACUUCUGAUGGAGGCAAAGACCCCAUCAGCAAUGCCCUGGUGGUGGCGAGUGGUUCCGCAACAGGAGCCGCGCCAGGGCGAGACCGAGCGGGCUCUGGCAGCGCUGCGCGCAGAACCUCGGACGGUGUUGGAGGUGGCUGGAGGUGGAGUGCAGCAUUUGACAAAAUUCAUGAAGCAGCAGCGCCUGGAUGAGCGCCGAUGGUCUGGCGCUGAGGGCUACACCCGGUUUCCUGAGUUUCCUGACGCUUCUAGCUCGAGCAUAAAGGUGGGUUGA
Molecule: messenger RNA, 456 nt
Organism: Symbiodinium necroappetens
Lineage: Eukaryota; Dinophyceae; Suessiales; Symbiodiniaceae
Source: the annotation of a GenBank genome assembly